This is a messenger RNA of Panicum virgatum (switchgrass), 2148 nucleotides long. RefSeq lists its product as uncharacterized. Gene Ontology annotation, molecular function: DNA binding. The record is from RefSeq and is a predicted model, not a curated record. Lineage: Eukaryota; Viridiplantae; Streptophyta; Magnoliopsida; Poales; Poaceae. The coding region runs from base 163 to 771 and encodes 202 amino acids. The transcript is spliced from 3 exons.
CUGGUUUGCGGUUCCAACCCGUGAAACCAUCCAUCCCCCAAUACAUCAAAAGAAAGAAAAAAAAAGGCGGUGGCGACUGUAGCAGACGGUUCCAGCGACGGCGGCGGCCGGCGGCGAUAGCGAACGGACGGCUGCUACGGAGGACGACUGCGGCGGACGAAGAUGCGGCGCGACGGCCUCGCUCGAGGCCUCGAGGUGGAGGCUGCGCUCGCGGCCGAGGCGGCGUGGGAUCUGAGGGAAGCCGUUGCCUCUAUGGCUGGUGACUCCUUGGACAUGGAUGUGGACUCGCCACCGCAUCUUCCCAUGGAGACCUCUGCUAACAAGGUUAUACUGGAUGGUGAAGAACAUUCUUUGGAAGUACCUGCUGCUGCAAAUCCCCUAGAAGAUAGCAGUGAGAGAAUGAAUAGUUUAACUGUUAUGGAGAAAAAGUUAUUGGAAGCAAAGAAGCGAAAGAGAUUGAUUUCAUCAGUUCACAGAUCAAAUUCUGUACAUUUGGAUACUCAGUUAACUAGCUCUCCCAGUCAGACCUCUCCACUUCAGAAAAGAAGCAAAAGAGUUGGUUUGAAAAAAUCACUGGUUUGGCAGCAUUUUGAUACAGGAUUGAGAGGUCAAAAUCCUAUUGCAGUGUGCAAAUAUUGUAAACAAGUAUAUGCAUGUGAUAGAUCCACUCAUGGAACGAGCACCUUAUGGUACCAUCUAAGAUCCUUAUGCCCAGAAGAGCCACUCAAGGGUCAGGACAUGCAAAGGAAAGGCCAAGGGACACCCAAGUAAUCUUACAGUAUUGAAGACUGCCGCAAAGCGCUCGCUGAGAUGGUUAUAAUUGAUGAGAUGCCUUUUAGAUCUAUUGAAGGUGAAGGAUUUAAAAGGUAUUCCAAAGUGCUACAACCAAGGUUUGAACCACCUUCUAGAAUCACAGUGGCAAGGGAUUGCAUGCAACGAUAUAUUGAAGAAAAGCCCAAACUGAAGGAGAAUUUGAAGAAUCAUAGAAUCUGCCUAACAACAGAUACUUGGACCUCGAAGCAAAACUUAAACUAUAUGAGUCUAACAGCCCAUUGGAUUGAUGAUCACUGGAAGCUUCAGAAAAGGAUCCUCAAUUUCUGUUCAGUUGCAGAUCACAAGGGGGAGACACUUGAAAAACGGGUUGAAGAAUGUUUGCUAGAGUGGGGUAUUGAUCGCCUAUUCACAGUCACGGUAGACAAUGCAUCCUCCAAUGACAAGCUAAUUGAAUACUUGAAGGGUGUGUGCGAAGAUUGGAAUGGAGUUGUGUUAAAGAACAAAUUUCUUUAUGUGAGGUGAUGCGCCCAUAUAGUCAACUUAGUCGUGAAGAGUGGACUUGAAGACCAUAAUCACUCUAUCGAGAAGAUAAGAACUGCAGUUAAAUUUGUGAGGUCUUCACCAUCAAUAAUGAAAAUCUUCAAGAAAUGUGCAGAAUUAGAAAAAAUAUCCAGCAGAAGUCUUUUGACCUUGGAUUUGGAGACAAGAUGGAAUGCUACUUAUUUAAUGUUGGAGAAUGCCGAAAAGUUUGAGAAAGCUUUUGCAAAAUUGGCAAAAAUGUGCAAGCCAUUCAAAGAAUACUUCCUAGACAGAGAUCCUCCCAGUCCAGGUGAUUGGCAAACUGCACGGCGAAUUCUGUGUUUCUUGAAACUACUUGAAAAGAUCACAACUCGUCUCUCAGCCUCUUUACAUGUAACUUCAAGCAUUGUUUUCCAUGACAUAAUGUUGAUGCGUGCAAAAUUACUUGAGAUUGCUGGAGAUGAAGAUCCAACAUUAUCUUCAAUGGCAUAUCUCAUGAAAAGAAAAUUUGACAAGUACUGGAAACAAGAAGGCAAUCUGAACUACUUCAUGCUAUGAUUAGCUGAAUGGGGGUGUAGAUAGAUGUUACUAUAGAAUUAAUAUUCGUGUGCUGGUAUCUACGUGUGUGGGACAAAUCGCAUCCUGCACAUGAAAGAUCUAAGUCUCAUCAAUCAUCUGAAUUGACACUCCGGGAUUCAUGGAUUGCCAGUCACUUCAACUUGGCUGACUUCUGGCGGCUAAGGGAGCUUUUAUGACGAUAAGAUCAGCUUCACCUUCACAUGAUCUUCGUCAAAGAACAUGUAGUAUGAAUCAUCUUAUUAGGCCCUGCGCCACGUACUUUUGAGAUAUGUCUAA